UCCCUCACAGUAACAUCCCCCGCACUGGUGAGCUCUCAACAUCGGCAUUGUUCAUCUACUCCGGCGCCGGUCGUGUUCAGUUCGUCUGUCGCGGCAACAUUAGCAUCCAUGGAAGGGGUUUCCGGCGGUGGUCCGCAGGGAAGCUCCUUGGAUUCGUUUGGCGUACCUGACGCUGAUCAUGCCAGUGCGACCUCUGCUGCCGCCGCUGAUGCCCCUGGUGAUUCGGGGACCUUCCAUGGUUCCGAGAAGGGGGGCAUUCCCGUGGACGAUUCCAUCGGGGCUCCGGAUGCGGAGCACCGACGGAUUCCAGAUUUGGGUGCAGUCGGCGAUUCAAAAUCAAGCUCCGGUACAUAUUCGAGGAAGAAGAUUGCACCUAACAAGCAGGUGAUUCAGCCAACCAUUGCCGACGUCCUGGCCGGGAAAAAGAGGUCGGCCGGUGGGGGUUCGCAGAAAGAUGCACCGGCGGCCUUACCAUCGCCUACAUCUUCGGAUGAUUUCAUGGCGACGACAAAGAAGAGGCGGGCCGAUCAGGCCCCUUCCUCGUGCUCGAAGCGCACAUCCCAUGCUGGAGUUCGUGGGGGUGAAGUUGGUUCGCAUGUGCCAAAUGCUCCAGCUCCCGGGCCAAGCGCGGGAACUCGGAAGCGGGGUUCUAAGAAAGGUCAGAUUUCAGGAAAGAAUAGCAUUAGACGAUACCCCUUCACCUCCCGUUCGAGCUGUUCGACCUCAACGUCAGAUUCAGAAGUUGAAUGUACGCUGCUGUCCAAAAGAUGUGGUAGAGGUUAUUGUUGCUCUAACACCAGAUCAGCGUGAUUACGUAUGCAGAAAGAGUUUUGGUCCUCUUUUGGACAUUACGGUUGUAAACUUGGAGACGCGGAGUUUGUUGGAUUGGCUUCUUGAAAAUACCAAUCGAAUGGAUAUGAUCAUCCGGGUUGGUCCGGGAAAGAAUUUGGAGAUAACCAAGGAUGUUAUCCACCAGAUUCUUGGGCUUCCCAACGCUGGUGGCCUGCCUGAAAAAUUUGAUUGGGCGGAAGCAGUAGCCGAAGCGGCUGCUUUCAAGAGUAGGCUUGGACUUAGGCCCCGUUCUUUUGGUGUUGACAAGAUGAAGCAACACAUU
This is a messenger RNA of Panicum virgatum (switchgrass), 1114 nucleotides long. RefSeq lists its product as uncharacterized. NCBI's taxonomy places the organism in Eukaryota, Viridiplantae, Streptophyta, Magnoliopsida, Poales, Poaceae. Bases 109 to 810 code for a protein of 233 amino acids. The transcript has 4 exons. The record is from RefSeq and is a predicted model, not a curated record.